UUUCGGCUCCACUGUCAAAACUUUGCUUUGGAGAACCAACAAGUACAAAUGUGUUCAUUGUCGGAUAGAAUAUAUUAACAAAACAAAAAGCAAUGUGAUUGAACUAAACUGUUCACAAAGUAGCUAAUUAUUAUUCUUUUGCAUAGUGUAUGGUCUAUAUUUAAUACACUAUGAAACCUCAAAAAUCACCUGAAAAUGAAGAAGUGACGCCGUCCAAGAAAAAGCUGAAGCAGGCUCGGCUUCCAUUCAAGCUUUUAAGUGAAGAAUCACCUAAAACUGAUGUUGUACAGACAAGAAAGAGAAAACUAUCGGUGCCGGAUCCGCAACCAGUUACAAAAGUUGGUAAAAUAACAAAAGAAAAUGAAAUAACAAAUGAUUUAGUAGUGAUAAGUGAUGAUGAUAGUAAGGAUGCUGAAGGAAAAAAAGUGGAGAAUAACACGAAAAAUCUCAAUCCAUUUGUUAAAUUAGUGGAUACCGCGUGGAAAAAGAAACUUCAGAAAUCAAAAACGUCUAGAAAGAAGAAAAGUACAUUAAAUAAUAAUGUUACGGGAGUUUCUAAUGACAAAAAUGAAAGUUACACAUCCAACGAUGUAGUUAAUAAUAUAAGCACUACUUCUCAGUCUGAAAUUACUACAGACAUCGAAAAUAUGGAUGUUGAUGAGCCCGUAGAUGAAAGUCUUAGUAAAAAUACAGAACCAUCUGAAGAAGUAGAAAAAUCAAAGACAAACGGAACGUCUGACGAACUGAAAAAUGCAAAAUUAGAUGGUAGUGAAAAUAAACAGGAUAUAUCAUUAGAGCAAUCUAAUGAUAUAACAAUUAUUGAAGCUGGAAGUGAUGAUGAUGUUGAAAGUGUAAAUAGUAAUAAUGAUAAAGAAAAAAAUGAAGCACACAGCGAAUUAGAAAAUAGUGAAAUUGAAUGUAAUACAAAUUCUACUAAAGAUAUGUCUGUAGGUACAGAUAAGGAAAAAAGUCCUGUAACACCCAGAAGAACUACUAGAAAUAAGGUCAAUAAUAGCAACAAGAGCCUAAAUACUUCUCAAAUAAGUACAAGUGAUGAUGUUGGUUCUAAUCCUAAUACUCCUAAACGUGCCACCAGAAGCUCAUCUGUGAUUGCAAGUGAAGGGGAUGUCUCGUUAAAUGAAUCUGCAAACACAAAUCUCACUCCCAAACAGGCUCAAAAGAAAUUGGAAUCUGCUAAAAAGAAAGAGGAAAGAGAGAAGAAAAGGCAACUAGAAAAAGAAGAGAGAGCUAGAAUAAAACAAGAAAAGGAAGAACAAAAGAAAAAAGAAAGAGAAGAAAAGGAGGAUGCCAGAAAACGAGAGAAGGAAGAAAAAGAGGAGCAGAAGAGAAAAGAAAGAGAAGAGAAGGAAAAACAAAAAGAAUUAGAGAAAAAACUCAAAGAAGAAAAAGAGGAACAAAAACGAAAGGAAAGAGAAGAAAAGGAAGAGCAAAGAAAGAAAGAGAAGGAAGCACGCGAGGAAGAAAAAAGAAAGAAACAAGAGGCUUUGGAAUUGGAAAAGCAAGAGCAAGAGCAAAAGAAGAAAAAGGCAGCAGAGGCAUUUGUGAGCUUUUUUGUUCCAAAACAGAAAUCGGAAAAAGAUCAAACGACAAUUGGUUUAAGCAAAAAUGAUAUGUUAUCAAACUUUACUAUUAAAGCAGAUAUGAGAUUAGCACCAGCUGUUCGCGUUACUUUAGCUGACAAUAAGAAAAAAGCAUUAGAUAAUUUCCUACAGAUGCAAAAUGUUAAAGAUCUGUAUAUAAAGAAUAUCAAAAAUGGUGAUAUAAAACCAUUAAGUAGUGGUAAGACAUGGCCAUUGGAUGAGAAAGAUGAUGAUGUUAUGAUAAUUGAAGACGAGUUGCCUCCAAUAGAUGGUGCUGGUGAAGUCCUGGAUUGCGACUCGGUAGUUAGAGAAAAAUUAAGACCCAAACUACUGAGUUUCCAUGAAAACCGACGUCCACCUUACUGGGGAACAUGGAGAAAGAAAAGUGUGCAUAUAAAUCCCAGACAGCCAUUUAAAAUGGAUGAGAAGCAACUUGACUAUGAAGUGGAUAGUGAUGAAGAAUGGGAGGAGGAGGAGGGGGAGAGCAUAGACGGGAGUGCUGCUGGCAGCGACAAUGAAGAGGGUCCAGAUGAGUAUGAGGUGGACAAUGAGGUGUUUGUGCCUCAUGGAUACUUGAGUGAUGAGGAAGCAACUAUGGAUGAUGACGACGUAUUGUCUCUCUCGCCAGAAACACAAAAAGCAAGACUGAAAAAUUUAGAAGAUGAGUUCGAAUCGGAAAUGAAAAAACCGACAGAAAAAUUAAAACCUAGACUGUAUGGUCUAUUGUGGGAAACGGCUGACGGCGGGAAGCCGGAAAACUGUGUCGAUGCUCUAUGGAAUUACUUUAGCAAGAUGGCUAUGAUUAUGAAUGAUCCGACUCCUUUCUUGCAACCAUCGUCCGAAACCGAAGGCGCUGAGAAAAAGAAAGUUAAAAAGAAAAAAGUGCCCACGGAUGCUGAACAAAAGAGUCCAAACGCUGAGAAAAAGAAAAAACCGAAAGCCGAAUCUAAAGAAAACAAAACGAAAAAUGAAAAACAAGAAAAGAACCAAAUGGGUAUUAACGCGUUUUUGACUAAAUUAAAGACUACGUGAAUUGAAACUCCAUUAUUAGUUCAAAUAUUUUAUUAUUAUACUGUUUAAGUUAAGCUUUAUAAAUAAAUGUGCAUACAUGCCUUAUUUAUCUUUCUACUAAACUGUUGUGAAUCUUUUUGAUGAAGAUUUAACUUAUUAUUAAGCUGGAUAAAAAUUAUUAUAAUUAAUGGCGUAUCAACCUAUAUUAAAUACAAUAUAUAAUAAUUAUUACUACAGUACAUGAGUAAGAUUUCAAGAAGUAUGCUGUCAAAGUUUUUUACAAAGUUUCAAAUAUGAAUGUACAUCCUGGUUAAAUUGACAUUUGUACCUUAAUUACUUAAUAAUUUGACAAAAUUGUAAAUAAAUAUAUUUUAUAAAUU
Molecule: messenger RNA, 2992 nt
Organism: Zerene cesonia (dogface butterfly)
Lineage: Eukaryota; Metazoa; Arthropoda; Insecta; Lepidoptera; Pieridae
Gene: Caf1-180
Product: chromatin assembly factor 1 subunit A
Exons: 6
Coding region: 171-2633 (820 amino acids)
Biological process (GO): nucleosome assembly
Cellular component (GO): nucleus; CAF-1 complex
Source: RefSeq, a predicted model, not a curated record